Cutaneotrichosporon cavernicola is the source of this 2775-nucleotide messenger RNA. RefSeq lists its product as uncharacterized. Gene Ontology annotation, biological process: glycogen catabolic process. Gene Ontology annotation, molecular function: pyridoxal phosphate binding; glycogen phosphorylase activity. Lineage: Eukaryota; Fungi; Basidiomycota; Tremellomycetes; Trichosporonales; Trichosporonaceae. The record is from RefSeq and is a predicted model, not a curated record. The transcript has 12 exons. Gene Ontology annotation, cellular component: cytoplasm. The coding region runs from base 1 to 2775 and encodes 924 amino acids.
AUGUCCAAGCCCCAGCUCACGGAGGAGAACCUCAACCAUGUCGCGCAGCCGCGUCGCAUGUCGCUGUCGUCAACGCCGCCCGGCUCGCGCACACCGAGUCUGCACCAGCCCGCCAUGUCGCGGCGCAGCUCGAUUUCGGCUGCCGGUCCGACCUACUCGAUCGACACGACCCAGAUUGGCGUGCCCACCCAGCGCCGCCCCAAGCAGCACCAUCGCUCGCUGACUGGCUCGUACUUUCCCGGCGCCGAAAUGGGUGGUCAGGUGCACGACGAGUCGCCCAUUGGCGACCCCUCGGUUUGGGCUGAGGCGCUCAAGGCCAACGACGUCGACACAACCGACACGCAGCAGGUCGCCAACACGGUUGUCCGCCACGUCACCACUACCCUUGCGCGUCAGGCUGCCAACCUGGACGAGCUUGCCGCGUAUCAGGCUACGGCACUGUCGGUCCGCGACCGCCUGCUCAAGCGCUGGAACGAGACUACGACUUACCACACUAGAAGCGCGCCCAAGCGCAUCUACUACUUCUCGAUCGAGUGGCUCAUGGGCCGCUCGCUCGACAACGCGGUGCUCAACCUCGAUAUGCGCAACACGUACGAGUCGGCUACCCAGAAGCUCGGCUUCAACUUUGAGGACCUCCUGAACGAGGAGCGUGACGCCGGCCUUGGCAACGGUGGUCUUGGUCGUCUCGCGGCUUGCUACAUCGACUCAAUGGCGACCCUCAACCUCCCCGGUUGGGGAUACGGCUUGCGCUACUCGUACGGCAUCUUUAAGCAGCUCAUCUCGAACACGGGCGAGCAGCUCGAGGCGCCCGACCCGUGGCUCGACCGCGAGAACCCCUGGGAGAUCCCCCGCAUCGACGUCGCCUACCCCAUUCGCUUCUAUGGCCGCGUCGAGGCCGUACCCAACACGGAUAGAGCCGUCUGGUCUGGUGGCAUGGAGUGCCUUGCCGUCGCGUACGACGUUCCCGUCCCCGGCUUUGGCACCAAGAACACGGCCAACCUCCGUCUCUGGGGCUCGCGCCCGAUCCAGGGCUUUGACCUCAACUCGUUCAACGCAGGCAACUACGAGGCGUCCGUCCAGACCUCGUCGCAGGCCGAGAACAUUACCCGUGUCCUCUACCCCAACGACAACAUGUACUCGGGCAAGGAGCUGCGUCUCAAGCAGCAGUACCUCUGGUGCUCGGCUUCGCUCCAGGACAUUCUCCGCCGCUACCAGAAGCUCGACCUGCCGUGGGAGCAGCUCCCAGACCACGUCGUCAUCCAGAUGAACGACACGCACCCGUCCAUUUCGAUCGUCGAGCUCAUGCGCAUCCUCAUCGACGAGGAGGAGGUGCCGUACGACAUCGCGUGGAAGAUCACGACCAAGGUCUUUGCCUACACCAACCACACCGUGCUCCCCGAGGCACUCGAGAAGUGGCCGCUCAGUCUCUUCGAGAACAUGCUUCCGCGCCACCUCCAGAUCAUCUACCGCAUCAACCACGACUUCCUCAACGAGGUCGCCAAGCGUUUCCCCGGCGACAUGGACCGCAUCAAGCGCAUGUCCAUCAUCGAGGAGGGCCCCAGCAAGUACGUCCGCAUGGCCAACCUCGCCAUUGUCGGCUCGUUCAAGGUCAACGGCGUCGCCGAGCUCCACUCGCAGCUCCUUCAGGCGACCAUCUUCCGCGACUUUGUCGAGUUCAAGGGCCGUGACAACUUUACCAACGUCACGAACGGUGUCACGCCCCGCCGCUGGCUGCUCCAGUGCAACCCCAACCUCGCCGAGCUCAUCACCCAGACGCUCGGCUCGGACCACUGGCUCGUCAACCUCAAGCAGAUCGCGCAGCUCAUUCCCAUGGCCGAGGACGCUGCGUUCCGCAAGAAAUUCCGUGACAUCAAGAUGGAGAACAAGGCGCGUCUCGCCGAGCUUCUCGAGAACGAGAUGGGCGUCUUUGUCGACAUCAACUCGGUCUUCACUUGCCAGAUCAAGCGUCUUCACGAGUACAAGCGUCAGACUCUCAACAUCUUUGGCGUCAUCUGGCGGUACCUCCAGAUCAAGAAGGCGACGCCCGAGGAGCGCAAGAAGAUGGUCCACCACACGACCAUCUUUGCGGGCAAGGCCGCGCCUGGCUACUACAUUGCCAAGCUCGUCAUCCGCCUUAUCGUCAACGUCGGUAAGGUCGUCAACGAGGACCCCGACGUCGAGGACCUUCUCCGCGUCGUCUUCGUUCCCGACUACAGCGUCUCAAUCGCGGAGGUGCUCAUCCCCGCCGCCGACGUCUCGGUCCAGAUCUCGACGGGCGGUACCGAGGCCUCGGGCACGUCCAACAUGAAGCUUGGACUUAACGGUGCCCUCCUCCUCGGCACUGUUGACGGUGCAAACAUUGAGAUCGCCGAGGACGUCGGCGAGGAGAAUGCGUUCCUCUUCGGCCACCUUGCAGCUGACGUCGAGGCUGUCCGUUACUCCAACGCCUACCAGCCCACUCCGCUCGAGGAGAGAUCGCCCGAGCUCGCCGAGGUGUUCCACGCGAUCCAGAGCGGCAUGUUCGGCGACGGUAGCGUGUACGACCCCGUCCUCAAGACUGUGUACGACAACGACUACUACCUUGUCUCCAACGACUUUGGCAGUUACCUCGCUGCCGAAAAGCUCGUCGACGAGCUCUGGCAGGACCAGGAGGAGUGGACCAAGAAGUCAAUCCGCACGGCCUUUGCCAUGGGUGACUUCUCGUCUGACCGCUCGAUCCAGGACUACGCCGACUCGAUCUGGUCCCUCGAGCCCGACCCGGUUCCCGACAACUAA